AUGAAUAUACAAACUUUAAAGAUUAUAUACUCGUGUAUAGCAUCUUUUGCAACAAUAGUAGCAUACGUGAUUUCCUACUUCCUCAAAUUCGAGAGAAAAGACCUUUCCGAAAUAUUUUUCGGAUCAAUAAUGAUUUCCGAUGCCUUAACAUUCAUGUCAAUUGAUUCAAUAGCAGAUGGAACUUCUGGAUAUCCUUAUAAUUUCCUUUUAGCACUCUUCGCCUUCACAACUUUAACAUUUUAUUCAUUCUUUCAUGAUUCGCUUGCAUUACUAGAUGAUUCACUUUUAGUAAAAUGCGAUAUGGUAAACAACACCCCGAUGCUCUCAUCAGAAGAUAAAAUACAAGAAAUCGAAGAAACUCCAAAAUUUAACUUUUGGGAUAACUUUGUAUCAAUAAUUUUAUUCGUUUUAUCCACUGUUGAAUGCAUUUCCUUUGGUGAAACACUAUCUAUGUAUACAAAUAUCUAUGAUUUAAACCAUAGAUUACCUUAUAUCAUUCCUGUAAGAUUCUUCCAGAUUCUAUGCAUCAGUACGAUAUUACGUGACACACAAAUGACAGAUAUUUGGUAUAUUUUCGUUGCAAUACUCAAUGCAAUUUGUGUUGGAGUUUUCGGAUCAAUUAAGUCAAUUAUGUCAUCAAGGGCAUGCGAUAUCUUCUUCGCUGUUUCAUCUUCUUUACUUCUAGGCAGCUUCCUCUAUUUCGGAGCCAUUGCAAUUCAUAAUUCUUUCAUUUCUUUGGCACAUUCUCGUUGGUUCUCGAUUAUAAUAGCAAUUGUUGGAUUCUUGAUACCAUCAAUAUUCCGUGUGUUAAUGUUUGAUAGUAGUACUUGGUAA
Trichomonas vaginalis G3 is the source of this 834-nucleotide messenger RNA. RefSeq lists its product as uncharacterized. Bases 1 to 834 code for a protein of 277 amino acids. The record is from RefSeq and is a predicted model, not a curated record. The transcript has a single exon. NCBI's taxonomy places the organism in Eukaryota, Parabasalia, Trichomonadida, Trichomonadidae.